This is a messenger RNA of Sinocyclocheilus anshuiensis, 1192 nucleotides long. RefSeq lists its product as uncharacterized. The coding region runs from base 57 to 314 and encodes 85 amino acids. The transcript is spliced from 2 exons. NCBI's taxonomy places the organism in Eukaryota, Metazoa, Chordata, Actinopteri, Cypriniformes, Cyprinidae. The record is from RefSeq and is a predicted model, not a curated record.
AGUUUACCUGACCUUCCUGAAGCUUUUUUAGUUAUUGUUCUGAUAAACAAAUCAUCAUGGAUCUGUCAUUUAUGGCCGCGCAGAUCCCUGUGAUGACAGGAGCCUUCAUGGACUCAUCGCCUCACGAUGACUACAGCACGGAUCACUCUCUCUUCAACUCCUCUGCUAGUGUCCACGCCGCAGCUCUGGCAGCUCACAACCAACAGGAGGAGCAGCAGCCCAUGUCCCGAGACGCCAUCUGGCUGUGGCUCGCCAUCACCGCCACCAUUGGGAACAUCAUAGUGGUGGGCGUCGUCUACGCCUUCACGUUCUGACCUCUGGAAUGAAACCAGCUGAACUUUGGAGACAUAUUCGGCUUUGAGUCCCUCAAAUAUAGGACCCCUCAUCGGACGAACAGUGUCUGAAAAAAAUCUGCACGUUUUUUGUUGUUUAUUUGUUUGGUUUUUACGUAGAACGGUUCCAGAAAUUAUUUUUGAUUCAUUGUCAUUUUCAUGUUGAAAACUUUGUAACUAGAUUGUUUAUUGCUAAACAAGUGUAACGUGAGGAAAAAUCACAGAUUUCAUUUGUAUUUAUUUUUUUCUGAGUGACUAAUACUGCCAGACUUUUGCCAAAUAAUUUGUACGUUUUUGCUUUUAGUAUCUAAUGGCAAAUGUUGUUAUUAAGCUUUAAAUGUCUAGGGGGCAAACACUACUCUCUGAAAGUCAUCCAACAACCUUUUUAAAGCAGCGAUUAGAAAGUUGAAUCCCAAACCCAUUUUGGAAAGGUAACCAUAAAAUAAUGUAAAUAUAGGAAGUGCAGUAUAAGUGCCCAGAACAGGAAACUAAACACUUUUUUAUUAAAGUAUUUUAACCUUGGUCAGAAACAGAGAUAAUAAGCGAUAAAAGCACUUAAAAUCUUUUUUAUGCAUGGGGCAUUUAUACUCAUUGGUUGAUUUAUUAUUAUUUUUUUUUUGUCUUUUAUUUCACCCCAGCAUAUGACAAUUUGGAGACAAUCUCUUCUCUUAAUUCUUCACAUGGUAAAACCACCACUUUAGUUGAUGAAAGGUUCAGUUUAACAUUUAAGAAAUGCACCACAAAAUGAUUUUAAUUAAAACCUGCAUACCAGUGAAUGAUUUUAUACCAAUAAAUCAUUUCAUCCCCUUAGUUGAGGGUGACAGGUCCAGCUUGUAUUUAGUAGAGGUCAAAGCUUUGCU